Messenger RNA from Acinonyx jubatus (cheetah), 1947 nucleotides. It is a transcript of the gene B3GNT3, whose product is annotated as UDP-GlcNAc:betaGal beta-1,3-N-acetylglucosaminyltransferase 3. The coding region runs from base 255 to 1460 and encodes 401 amino acids. Gene Ontology annotation, cellular component: membrane. The transcript is spliced from 5 exons. Gene Ontology annotation, molecular function: N-acetyllactosaminide beta-1,3-N-acetylglucosaminyltransferase activity. NCBI's taxonomy places the organism in Eukaryota, Metazoa, Chordata, Mammalia, Carnivora, Felidae. The record is from RefSeq and is a predicted model, not a curated record.
CUGGGAGGAGGCAGGAAGGAAUUAAAAACCUGGGGCGGGGGGGCGGACGGAGGAAGGUAUAGGCGGAGGCUCGCACGCAGGUGAAGCUCUCCCUCCUGCUCGCAGCGCAGAGGAGCCAAGAGGUCAGAGGCUGGACCGUGGUCCGGGGUGCCGGUGGGCAGAACAAAGAGACCCCAGAACAGCACAGGCAGCCUGAGGUAAGUCCUGAGGUCCACGUAUUCAUUCAACAAACACUCGUUGACGCACGGGGAGUGAUGGCAGCGGGAUUGAUACCCAGGAGUGGGGCACUGGAGUCUGUACCUCUCUGGGGAACCACCAGGCCGGCCAGGAUGAGAUGUUCUCGGCCCCGCAGCACAGAGGCGGCCCUGCCUGUAGCUCUGAGCAUCGUCACCCUCUUCUUCUUCAGUCUGUACAUGUCAUCGCCCGCCUUCCAGAGCCUGAAGGAGCCCCAGGACAACCCCGUGGCCCUGACCUGGCCCUCUCUACCCUCUCGGCCCGCCCCGCGCCCCCCGCCCGCCCCCUGCAGGGCCAACGCCUCCGUGGCCACCCUGCCCAACUUCAAGGGGCAGCCACAGCAGGUGCGUGACUUCCUGCUGUACAAGCACUGCCGUGACUUCCCGCUGCUGCAGGACGUGCCCCUGGGCAAGUGCGCGCCGCCCGUCUUCCUGCUGCUGGUGAUCAAAUCCUCGCCCAGGAAUUACGAGCGGCGGGAGCUGGUGCGGCGCACUUGGGGCCGCGAGCGCCAGGUGCGGGGUGCCCCGCUGCGCCGCCUCUUCCUGGUGGGCACGGCCCCUAACCCCCUGGAGGCUCGCAAGGUCAACCGGCUGCUGGCGCUGGAGGCACAGGCGCACGGCGACAUCCUGCAGUGGGACUUCCAUGACUCCUUCUUCAACCUCACGCUCAAACAGGUGCUCUUCCUAAAGUGGCAGGAGACUCGGUGCACCAAUGCCAGCUUUGUGCUCAAUGGGGAUGAUGACGUCUUCGCACACACAGACAACAUGGUCUCCUACCUGCGGGACCAUAAUCCCGACCGCCACCUCUUUGUGGGGCAACUGAUCCACAGUGUGGGCCCCAUCCGGGUUCCCUGGAGCAAGUACUAUGUGCCAACAGUGGUGACACAGGAGGAGCAGUACCCUCCCUACUGUGGGGGGGGUGGCUUCCUGCUGUCCCGCUUCACGGCCACUGCCCUGCGCCGGGCCGCCUCCACACUGGACCUCUUCCCUAUCGAUGAUGUCUUCCUGGGCAUGUGCCUGAAGCAGGAAGGUCUGAAGCCCGCCUCACACGGCGGUAUCCGCACAGCUGGCAUUGGGGCUCCCUCGGCCCGCGUAUCCUCCUUUGACCCCUGCUUCUACCGGGAGCUGCUGCUGGUCCAUCGCUUCUUGCCAUACGAGAUGCUACUCAUGUGGGACGCCCUGAGCCGACCCAACCUCACCUGUGGCCAGCAGAUGCAGGUCUACUGAGGUGGGAUCAGGGCCCGCAGCCUCUAGGCUCUGGUCUCCACCCCCACUGGAAGGGGCUGCAUCUUCCUCCCGGAAAGCAGAAAGCUCUGUUCUCCCAAGUGGGCUGGGCACAGCGGAGCGCCAGGGCGGGUUUGAUGAGCGACUAGUCUAGCUGGCAAACUCCUAGACGUCCUGCAAAACCCACCCGGUCCUCGAACCCAUGUUCCGUCAUCCUCCCUAGCCUCUCAGCUGAAGGGGGACAAUCUCUUCCCAGGGCAGCCAACUGCAGAAGCACUUCUGAGUCAAGGUCCCGUUUCCCAGCUCCGACCUUGAUCAUGGGACGGACCUUCCAUGGUGGCCAAGCCCUCCUUGGUAGUAAAGCCACAGUGGUUUAAUGGUAGGUGAGUUCCAGCCAUGGUUCAAGGUCCGUUGGGAACCCUAGGUCCACGUGCAGCUGAAGUGAGAAGUAUUUGGCUGGCUGGGAAGGGGUUUUGUUCCCUCCCUCUGC